Molecule: messenger RNA, 1996 nt
Organism: Rubroshorea leprosula
Lineage: Eukaryota; Viridiplantae; Streptophyta; Magnoliopsida; Malvales; Dipterocarpaceae
Source: the annotation of a GenBank genome assembly
ACGAAAAAGAAGAGGACAAUUCUCCAUUAAUAUACAGAACGUAUAAAAUAUAUACAUAUUGUGUAUAUUCAUGGCGGAAGAACAGCAGCAAGGAGUGAAGGCUUCUGCUUCUGUAGACCCAACACCAUUGGCGGUUGCAGAGAUGGGAAAGAGUUCAGACCCAUUGCCAACUUCGAUCCCAUCAUGGUUUACACCCAAAAGGUUGCUGUUUAUCUUUUGUGUUAUCAAUAUGUUAAAUUAUAUUGAUCGAGGAGCAAUAGCCAGCAAUGGUGUGAAUGGUAGUCGCAGAACUUGCUCGAAAAGUGGAAAGUGCAUACCCGCUAGUGGAAUACAGGGAGAAUUUAACUUGAAUAAUUUUAAAGAUGGAAUUCUGUCAUCUGCGUUCAUGGUUGGCCUUCUUAUUUCUUCUCCAGUUUUUGCAUCAUUAGCAAAGAGUGUUAAUCCCUUUAGACUUAUUGGAAUUGGAUUAUCAGUUUGGACCACUGCUGUAGUUGGUUGUGGCUUUUCAUUCAAUUUCUGGUUCAUCUCUGUCUGCCGCAUGCUAGUUGGUGUGGGUGAGGCAUCGUUUAUAAGUCUAGCAGCACCAUUCAUUGAUGACAAUGCACCAGUUUCUCAGAAAUCAUCAUGGCUUGGUAUAUUUUACAUGUGCAUACCAACUGGAUUUGCUGUUGGAUAUGUUUAUGGUGGGGUGGUUGGAAAACAUUUAGGUUGGCGUUAUGCAUUCUGGGGGGAGGCUAUCUUGAUGCUUCCCUUCGCUAUUCUAGGUUUUGUCAUGAAGCCUUUGCAACUAAAAGAUACAAAGGUUUCAAGUGGCAAAGAUAGCACAUUGUCCACAAAGGAAGAAUUUAGUGAUAAAAGUUCCAAAAAGAAUUCCGAGCUGAAAGGUCAAUUAUUUGAUCCAAAUCAGUUUCCUAGAUUUGCAAAAGAUAUGAAAGUGCUUCUGUGUGAAAAGGUUUUUGUUGUCAAUGUUCUAGGUUAUAUUGCCUACAACUUUGUUAUAGGUGCAUACUCUUAUUGGGGGCCUAAGGCUGGUUAUUUUAUUUAUAAUAUGAGGAAUGCAGAUAUGAUAUUUGGAGGGAUGACUAUUUUCUGUGGAAUAUUGGGUACUCUAGCUGGAGGUUUUGUUCUUGAUUUUAUGUCUACCUCAAUUUCCAAUGCUUUUAAGCUGCUUUCAGUGGCAACAUUUAUUGGGGCAGUCUUUUGUUUCACUGCCUUUUGUUUAAAGAGCAUGUAUGCAUUCCUAGCUCUUUUCGCAGUUGGUGAACUACUGGUCUUUGCCACACAGGGUCCCGUAAAUUUUGUAUGUCUCCACUGUGUUAAACCAAGUUUGAGACCACUAUCCAUGGCUAUCUCAACCGUUUGCAUCCACAUAUUUGGGGAUGUUCCUUCCUCACCACUUGUUGGGGUUCUCCAGGAUAAAGUCAACAACUGGAGGAUGACUGCUCUUAUUCUAACAGCAAUUUUGUUUCCAGCAGCAGGGAUAUGGUUUAUUGGAAUAUUGCUACACGGUGUGGAUCGAUUUGAAGAAGAUAGUGAAGGACGAGUCACCAAAACUGAAAGAUCAAACACAACAUCCUUCCUUGAAGGAAAGGCUGCUGAGCAACGAGAACCUUUGGCCGAACCCUAACUGCUUAUUUCCACAAAGUCAAGCAUUAAUCUUUUAUAGAUAGUGUUGCUGUGGAUAAACUUGUUUCAUAUAUAUUAGGUUUCCACAGUAUAAUUAGAAUUCAAGGUUCAUAAUUUUAAGUUGCAGAUUGGCUAUCCAGAAUAUGUUUUCAUGUUUUAUGCCCGUUGAAUAACAGGCUAUAAGAAGUCUGAGGAUUCUCUUGUAAAGAGACACGACCGCUUGAAUCUAAUUUUUAUUGUAAACAAUCACACUAUUAGGUGUGUUCUUAAUGGAAGUUGAUUCAUUUUUCGGAGGAUGCUUAUGCCAAAUUAUCAAUGAUGUAGACUUGGUAUCUAUUUUGAAGAACAACAAUAAAGAACAAGUUUGCCG